UCCGCAAAGCGGCCCACAUCCAUUUUCGUCGAACUUGGAGAAUCGCCCAAGAAACAACCUUCCGCAAACGAACCACGGAAACCCACACCCACCCAGCUCAAUCUCAACCACAAUGUUCGCUUCACAACCCCCCUCCACCCCAGCAACACCCUUCCGCCAAACAGGCCACUACACACCAUCACGGCCCUCCCCCUCGGCCUCCGCAGCGCCAAUAUCGCCACACCCCCAUGGGCAAUGGGAUCGCCCUCCCAGGGGACCAAGUCCGGCAUCGACGAGAAUGCGCACUGCACGCCCGUAACAUUCCCCACCUUCGCCAUCCACACCGAGCCCCCAAAGAUGCAAACCCAGCAGCCCACUCAGAUCUUCGGCCCUGCCUCCUCGCCCUUCAUGCCCUCCCAUGCAGCUAGCCAGAUGUCUCCUGGCUCGCCCUCGCCAUCAACACGCGGCAAGUACGCGGAUCGCUUCGCGGCGCAGAUCGCGAACCCCAUGAAGAGCUCCGCGUCUCUCGCACGCUCGAAGACGAGGAAGAUGUUUCUGAACCGCGUGAAGGACGAGCGCGACUCGAGCCGGUUCGAGGCGCGCGGGGAGCAGAUGAUGCGUCUGGACUAUUUGGCCGAAAAGAGGCGGUGGGAGGAGUCCAUGGCGCGGGACAUGGAUGUGGUGAGGGACGUGGAUAUUGAGGAGGGUGGCAUGAUUCCUGACGAGGCGGAUCUUCGCGCUCUUGACGAGUAUACCUCGCAGGAGCAGGCUAUGGAGAAUGCGAUUUUGGAGACUAUGGGCCAUGCGGAGACGAAUUCGUCAUUCGGGGAUGAUGAGUAUGAUGAUCUCUUCAUGGCGCUGCAGAAUCAACAGGGGACUGGCCAGUCUCAGGAUAUAGACAUGUCGUGA
This is a messenger RNA of Penicillium chermesinum, 888 nucleotides long. RefSeq lists its product as uncharacterized. The record is from RefSeq and is a predicted model, not a curated record. The transcript has 2 exons. NCBI's taxonomy places the organism in Eukaryota, Fungi, Ascomycota, Eurotiomycetes, Eurotiales, Aspergillaceae. The annotation marks the transcript as partial.